CUGCCGAUAUAACAAGUUAUCGAACUUGAGGCUGUCAAAAAUAUUUCACACGUGAUUACGAAUAUAUCCCAUUUCAAAAUAGGCAACGGCUAAGGAACAUCGUCUAAUAUGGGGUCCAGACCAAGUUUGCAGAGGCGACCUAUUGUCCUGCGCGAAGGAGAGAUUUGGGAACGGGACAUCAACAACAAUCUGACGGGCCGAAAGGUGCCAAGACCUCAGGAGCCGCGGCGUCUGGCCACAGUUGUCAAGAAGCCCAGCGACCUUCCAGAUGAGAUACCAGGUGGCUUCAAAAGAGCCAAGCUCUGCAAGUGCGAGAAUAUAUGGACCGACUUCAAGUGCGGAAUGUGUCAGAUGAGCUUUCAUGAAAGUUCGAUCAAAAACGGAGAAAAGAAGCGGCUCCCCUCGAAAGGUAAAAAGGAGCACCCCUCUCCAUGUGUUACAGUAGUCUAUCCGUCAUGCCCCUUUUGCAAGGCGCCUUCGACCAAGAUAGAGGCUGUUCGCGAAGGCAUCUAAAGACUAUUAGUACCGGAAUGAUAAUGAGUGGAACCAGCAUGAAUCAGCAUAACUUUGGAAAUCUACUAAUGUACUAAUACUCUAACAAAUAAAAUAUAACACAAGUCAUUAGCAUUACUUCCAAGGCAUCCUAGUCUCCCAAAGCUUCACUGUAAUUAUGUCUUUUGGCUAUCAUUAAAAUUUUUAAAUUAUUUCUCGA
Messenger RNA from Drosophila ananassae, 712 nucleotides. RefSeq lists its product as uncharacterized. The coding region runs from base 109 to 513 and encodes 134 amino acids. The transcript has 2 exons. The record is from RefSeq and is a predicted model, not a curated record. NCBI's taxonomy places the organism in Eukaryota, Metazoa, Arthropoda, Insecta, Diptera, Drosophilidae.